AACGAUGAAACAGGGUGAAAAAAAAAAGAAAAAAGAAAAAAAAUCCUACGUAUUUGGAUCGUGUGUCUCGUGUCAGUAAAAACCAAAUAAAAGAGACCAAAAUAGGAGAUAACCGAAAAAGCAUGGCUCCUUCCUCUUCUUCUUCUUGUUCUCCUUCUUCCUCCAAAUCUCCUCCUCCUCCUCUCCCUCACCAGUCUCCUUUUUUCACCCCUAUUCAAGAAUGUGAAAGAGAGGAACAAGAAGAUGCUACCCCGUGUGUAAGCACGGACAAAGGGAUGACGCCAAAGCACCUCGCAACACCCCUCCAUAACAAAAACAUUGGAAAAGCCAACGCCAGGAAACGUCAAGAAUCUGGGGGAAAUGGCGGCGAAGAUGGUUCGGUUUCUUGCAACAAGUGCAGGCCACACUCUAGGGAGAAGAUCUCCGUGGUUCCUUUGGACAACAAUGGAGUUAACAAGCACUCAUUUUCCAUGGCAAGUCCUAAUGGGAUUUUCAAGUCCAUUUUCCAUUCUUUAACAAGAAAGAGUCCAAAAUCUACUGAUAUGUCUACAGCCAGAGAAGAGCAGUGGAAAAUUGCUGUUGCUGAACUGUCAAACAAGCUUAUUCAAUCUACAAGAAAGAGAGAUGAAGCAUUGCUGGAAGCUUCAAGGUUGAAAUAUUCCAUGGCUGAGCUUGAGAAGAAGCUUAACAAGCUUGAAGUGUACUGUCAUAAUCUGAAGUCUGGUCUGGAUGAAUGUAACAGCAACUCUCCUUACAGAAUUGGUAAAGGUCAUAAUAUUCAUCAAGUGAAGGAUCGAGAUGGAGUUAUUGGAGCUAAUGAACAAGUGAUUCAACAAUUUUUGGUUUCUGUCUCUGAGGCUAGAUCUUCAAUCAGGCUUUUAAGUAGAUCACUCACCAUGCAAUUAAGGCACAUGGGUAGCAAAGUUUGUGAGAGAAUAUCUGUCCUUUUACAGCCUUAUGAUAUGAAGAUUUCUUACUCGAAGAACCCCAAAACCCUCCUUCUUUACCUUGAAGCUUUGUUGAAUAAGGCUUUCUUUGAAGAUUUUGAAUCAAUUGGGUUUCAUAAGAAUGCAGUGAACCAAAUAUUGAACCCUAUUGAUCGUUGUGCAGCCAAUUAUGGGUCAUUCAAUGAUUUACAAGGUUUAACAUGGGAGGAGGUUCUGAAUAAGGGGACAAGGCAUUUCAGUGAGGAGUUUAGCAAGUUUUGUGACAGGAAAAUGAGUGAAAUUGUGGCUAUGUUGGGUUGGAACAGAGCCUGGCCUGAGCCAUUGUUGCAAGCCUUUUUCAGUGCGUCAAAGAGUGUGUGGUUGUUGCACCUUUUGGCCAACUCGGUGCACCCUGGCUUGCCCAUCUUCAGGGUGGAUAAGGGGGUGAGGUUUGAUUCAGUUUACAUGGAGGAUAUGGGUGGAGAAAGAGCCAGAAAAUUGAUUCCAAGCGUGGCUCGGCUCAUGAUCACGCCAGGGUUCUAUGUCUAUGGCAAUGUGGUCAAGUGCAAGGUUAUUUGCAGGUACUACAACAAUAUGGACAAUAGCUUAAUUGAUAAGGGUUUAACCCCAUCUCCCUAGUGUUUAAACUUAAUUGGGUUGAGUUCAAAGUUGAAAUCUCUUUUGAUUACUUUGCACUUUGUAAUAUUUUAGUGUUAGUUUAUAUGUGAUAAAUGGGUGUUCAAGAGUACUUUUUCAGUUUUUGGGGUAGGGAUAUAUAUAUAUAUAUAUAUAUUAUAAUAAUAUUAUAUAUUAUAUUUUUUCCCCAGCACAGUUAAGUGCUAGGGGUUCUUGGAUUAAAGUAAAGAAUUGGCAUUUUCUUGUUC
Molecule: messenger RNA, 1810 nt
Organism: Theobroma cacao (cacao)
Lineage: Eukaryota; Viridiplantae; Streptophyta; Magnoliopsida; Malvales; Malvaceae
Product: cyclin-dependent kinase-like protein
Source: RefSeq, a predicted model, not a curated record